Pezoporus occidentalis (night parrot) is the source of this 1270-nucleotide messenger RNA. It is a transcript of the gene CYGB, whose product is annotated as cytoglobin. Gene Ontology annotation, biological process: oxygen transport. The record is from RefSeq and is a predicted model, not a curated record. Gene Ontology annotation, molecular function: iron ion binding; oxidoreductase activity; heme binding. Lineage: Eukaryota; Metazoa; Chordata; Aves; Psittaciformes; Psittacidae.
UUGAAUAUUUCACUUUUAGGCAGUUCCCCAUCAGUCAGGCUCACGCAUCCGAGCCGAGCUGAAGCCAACUCCAGCCAUGGGCAGCACCAGGAGGGCUGAGAUCUGAUCGCACGCAGCAAGCCCCGGGAUCUUCGGCUCAAUUCCACCUCCAAGCCCGGCGGCAGCAGCACACACACACACACACAUUUAUACAUCCCCGCGUCGGCAGAGCCGCUGAGCAAACACCUUGUCUCUCCUCCCCAGGAUAUACCCGCUCGCACGCAUCUCCCUUGCUCUCCUCCUGGCUUCCCGGAGGAUCCUGCCGGCUGUUUUCCAUGGAGAAAGUCCAGGGAGAAAUGGAGAUUGAGAGAUGGGAAAGAAGUGAAGAGAUCUCAGACGCAGAGAAAAAGGUGAUUCAAGAGACAUGGAGCAGAGUCUAUGCAAACUGCGAGGACGUGGGGGUCUCCAUACUCAUCAGGUUUUUUGUCAACUUCCCCUCGGCCAAGCAGUAUUUCAGCCAGUUCAAGCACAUGGAGGACCCCUUGGAGAUGGAGAGGAGCUUGCAACUGCGGAAGCACGCUCGGCGGGUCAUGGGUGCCAUUAACACUGUGGUGGAGAACCUCAAUGACUCCGAAAAGGUCUCCUCGGUUCUGGCCCUGGUGGGCAAGGCCCAUGCCCUCAAGCACAAAGUGGAGCCCAUCUACUUUAAGAAACUGACUGGUGUCAUGCUGGAGGUCAUCGCUGAGGAGUACGCCAACGACUUCACCCCGGAGGCGCACGGUGCCUGGACCAAGAUGAAGACCCUCAUCUACACGCACGUGACGGCGGCGUACAAGGAGGUGGGCUGGGCGCAGUACCCCACCGCCACCCUGAUGCUCCCGGCGCCGGUGGAGGAAGCAGCGCUGAAGGCACCGAGGUGCUCCCGGACACCUGAACCUGCGGCGUGCCGGGAGAGGAGCCUCCUGUGCUCCCUGCUCCCAGUAGGGGCAGCUCCAUCCCCCGGGACGAGCACCAGCUCCACUCCCUGGGGCAAACCAGCGCAAAGGCAUCCCCGUUGCUCGGCGCAUUGAACCCCGAAGCAAACGGCUUUGCUGCCGGGAGGAUUCCCAGCCCCAUGCAGCUGGGACAUCCACUGCUCUUCAAUACAAGCCCUCUUUAUGGGCCAGUGUGUCUGCUUUAAGGGAAGGCUUUCAAAAGCCACCCUGCGGGUGCUGCUGUUUGCAUGUGGGAUCAGUUCGGAGGCUGAUGUUCCAAACGGCUCCUGAAAUAAAAGCCAUCGGGCUCUGCUGCA